Molecule: messenger RNA, 2442 nt
Organism: Cynoglossus semilaevis (tongue sole)
Lineage: Eukaryota; Metazoa; Chordata; Actinopteri; Pleuronectiformes; Cynoglossidae
Product: poly(rC)-binding protein 2-like
Exons: 13
Coding region: 242-1222 (326 amino acids)
Molecular function (GO): RNA binding
Source: RefSeq, a predicted model, not a curated record
AAGGGUAAAGUUCAGAGGUGACGAUAGUGUUGUCUUUGUGUAAAAGAGUGGAGCUCGAUCUCACAUCACUCUUCCCCGUUCCCGAGUCCUCUUUAAACUCUUCCCCGGGUUUCUUCCCUCCCGAACCUCUCCCCUUCUACCCUUACAACCCCGACCCUUCCCCCAGUUACACUUCAGCGCAGGAUCCAGGUCCAUCGCAAGAAACGUGACCCAGUCUUAGAGGCACAAAUUGUUUGCAGUGAUGGACUCCGGUGUGAUUGAAGGAGGACUCAAUGUCACCCUUACUAUUAGGCUGCUCAUGCAUGGCAAGGAAGUUGGAAGUAUUAUUGGAAAGAAAGGUGAAUCGGUGAAGAAGAUGAGAGAAGAGAGUGGGGCUCGCAUCAACAUCUCUGAGGGAAAUUGUCCUGAAAGGAUCAUUACAUUGGCAGGUCCAACUACGGCCAUAUUUAAAGCCUUCUCAAUGAUUAUUGAAAAGCUGGAAGAGGACAUAAGCAGCUCGAUGACGAACAGCACAGCUACCAGCAAGCCCCCUGUGACUCUACGCAUCGUGGUGCCCGCUAGCCAGUGUGGCUCCCUCAUCGGGAAAGGUGGCUGCAAAAUCAAAGAAAUUCGAGAGUCAACUGGUGCUCAGGUACAAGUGGCAGGAGACAUGCUUCCUAACUCAACAGAGCGUGCCAUCACCAUUGCGGGCACUCCCCAGUCCAUAAUUGAGUGUGUGAAGCAGAUCUGUGUGGUCAUGCUUGAGUCUCCCCCUAAAGGGGUCACCAUCCCCUACAGACCCAAGCCAUCAGGAUCCCCAGUCAUUUUUGCAGGCGGACAGGCAUAUGCCGUACAAGGACAGCACGCGAUUCCACAACCAGAUUCUUCCUCUGCUGCCAUCUCUCCACAGCUCACCAAACUUCACCAACUGGCUAUGCAGCAGACUCCUUUCCCCAUUGCACCAAGUAACCAGGGAUUUGCCGGGAUAGAUGCUUCUGCACAAACCGGCUGCCAGGAGAUGACCAUUCCAAACGAUCUUAUUGGGUGUAUCAUUGGACGCCAGGGAGCCAAGAUCAGUGAGAUCAGGCAAAUGUCAGGCGCUCAGAUCAAGAUUGCAAAUCCAGUGGAUGGAUGCACCAAUCGUCAGGUUACCAUCACAGGCUCACCUGCCAGCAUCAGCCUGGCAGAGUACCUCAUCAACGCAAGGCUUUCCUCAGAGACCACUGGACUGGCAGCCAACUGAUAAGGCAAUGCAUCUGCACUAAAUCUCACUUUUAUAUCAUCGGCUACCACAGAGAAGUCAAUGCAACUACCCUACAUAAGACUUUAUAAAUUAUACCGUCUCUUCUUAUUUUCAAAUCAUACCAUAUCUGCCAUCAGUUUGAUCUGCUGAGAUCAUUAUUUAUUUUCACAUUGCCUUUUUCCCUUUUUGGUUGUAGUCAAGAGAAGCAGACAACUAGGUUCCAAAUUCCCCCUGCCUAAUGACAUCUAAGGUUUUCCCGAUUUGUUAUAAGCCUUUUUUGUUUGUUUUUGAUUUUGUUUUUUUUCUCGAAUUGACCCCGUGACCCUCUUCCUUCUUUGCCGUCACAAAAAAGUAUAGGCAUAGAGAUUUAGGUUUGUACAGUCAGUUAUUUCUUUGAAAAGGAAAAAAAAAAAAUAAAGGUAUCAAAAUAUGAAUAGAGUGACUGUUUUAUUCUCUUUAUAUAAUCCCCUUUUCUCACUCUGUCCUAGUCGGUCUGUCCACACUUAGUUGCUUACAAUAUACACUCCAUUCACACCUUUUGUCACCUAUACAACUAAAGUGCUUGUAAUUGUAACAUGGAUUAUGCUUGUGUCAUUGAGAAUAUGUAGCUCUACGAUCACUGUCACGGUUACAUUUGGUUAUGAUGACAGGUAUUUUGACUCUCAGAUGAAUUUGUCCCGAUUAUUGAAUUUGUCCCAUUUACAUGUCAUUCCUGUUUUCACCCCUCUCUCCUGGUCCUAAAACCAUUUGUGGAUAUUUUGCUGGGAUUGGGAGGUUUUUGGGGUUUGGGUUUUUCGGCUCAAGGGAUCAGAAGCAGAGGGUUCUCCUCGCUUUCUUUUGUAAAGACUGAUAUAUACUGAAAAAAAAAAUGUUGGAAUAUUUGUUUUAAAUGGAGAAAAUAUUUUUUUUAAUCUACCAAAGGGGGGGGGGGGAUCGACUCCUGGACACUGACUGACCUGUCUAUUAAAUGUGAUGAGGCUGAGAAAUUAUAUUUAAGCUCUGGAGCUCCACAAAGAGUCGUGAGUUAAUACUACUUCCCUGCUCUUUGCUUUGCUCAGCUCAGAAAUUAUGUUAUUUUCAAUUUGCAGGACAGAAAAAACAACAACAACAACAAAAAAAAAAAAACCAACAACAACGAUUUGCACGUUUUUUGAGACUGUAGACCUGGGUGCCACAACAUUGUUUAAAAAUUACAGAAAUAAAGAUGUGAAUUGCUCAAA